Messenger RNA from Juglans regia (Persian walnut), 1631 nucleotides. Its product is annotated as class V chitinase-like. The coding region runs from base 53 to 1447 and encodes 464 amino acids. NCBI's taxonomy places the organism in Eukaryota, Viridiplantae, Streptophyta, Magnoliopsida, Fagales, Juglandaceae. The transcript has 2 exons. Gene Ontology annotation, biological process: carbohydrate metabolic process; chitin catabolic process. The record is from RefSeq and is a predicted model, not a curated record. Gene Ontology annotation, cellular component: extracellular region. Gene Ontology annotation, molecular function: chitin binding; chitinase activity.
CGAAAAAAAAGAAUAGUAACUACACCUGCUUAAUUCGCCUUUCCUCGAUCGAAUGGCUUCCAGUGCUAGUACUGAUUCUGUUGUGAAAGCCGGAUACUGGAUUUUCGGGAAAGACCCUAUACGGCCGGUAGCAGAUAUAGCUUCCGAACUCUUCACACAUCUUUAUGCUGGCUUUGCCGAGGUCAACGCUAAUGAUGGCACGGUCACCAUUCCUGAGCAAUACUCGGAUCAAUUCCGAACCUUCACCGAAACCGUUCGAGUACGAUCCCCUCAAGUGAAAACUCUUUUAUCCAUCGGUGGUGAAGGCUCUCCCAUAUCUCCAGUGGUCGAAGUUGCAGAUAAGCGUCAAACAUUCAUAACGACCUCCAUAGCUCUAGCCAGGAACCUCGGUUUCGAUGGCCUUGACCUCUGCUGGCUGUACCCUAAUUCCUCGACCGACAACCCUGACAAUCUCACGUCACUCCUGCAGGGGUGGCGUACUGCCGCGGAGUCGUUGCUGCUAACUGCAACGGUGUUUCACCACCCGGUCAUAGAGGGUAACAUUACUUUCAAUUAUCCCAUUCAGGCUAUUAAUGAAAAGUUGGACUGGAUCAACGUACUGGCCGUUAACUUCUAUACUCCCUCCAACUCACCCACUAAGACAGGACCGGUUCAUGCGUGGCGUAAUCCUCGAGAGCAAAACAAGUGUGGAAGUGAAGGCAUUUAUAACUGGAUUAAUGGAAUUGAUCCUAAUCCUGAAAAAAUUGAGACCAAUAAGUUGGUCCUCGGCCUUCCAUUUUUUGGCUAUAAAUGGACUCUGACAAACAGCGAUCAACGUGAUUUCUUUGCAGACGCUAAUACUGCAACGUUAACCUCCUUAGCGUUCAGAAAUAUCCAGGCGGACUAUAUCAACAUUAAUAUUGCAGGCCGUCUCGUGAAUGAUCACGACAUGUUUGUUGCCUCCUACUGGCAUCACGAGGUUACUUGGAUUGGUUUUGACGAUAAGCAUAGCAUCGCUACUAAGGUUAAGGAGGCGAUUAGGGGAAAUAACUUGGGCGGUUACUUUGCAUGGGAUCUGGCCGCCGAUGACGACAAUUGGACUCUCUCAAAAGCAGCUUCAAAUGCAUGGGAUAAUGGUAUUAACAAUCCUGGUAGUACUACUACUAUUACUACUGUUACUACUAAUACUGGUAGUACUAUAACUACUACUACAACUACAACUACUACUGCUGUUUCUAGAGAUGGGGAAAUUACUAAGACUGUUCUUACUGAUACUACUACUGUUCCUGUUGGUGCUGCUUCUGGAGAAGAAGAUAUUAAUAAUGAUACGCAAACUUCAGAUCAAAACACUCGUUCUAGGACAAGUACUACAACUACUACUACUACUACUACUACUAGUGCUACUACUACUACUACUACUGCUACUAGUAGUAGUACUAGUUCUGUUAAUAUAUGUAACAUAUUAUAAGAUGCUUGUAAUAUCAACAAUAAGGCCAAUGGCCUACUAGCUGGCUAUAUAUCAUGCUGUGUGGUACCUACGUUGUGUGUAAUAUUAUUAUUAUAGAAUCGUGUAUUAUUAUUAUUAUCAUCAAUAAGGUUAAUCUUGUGACCAAUUGUACGAGAUGAUGAUCAAUGUUCUCAUGUCUUUUUCA